Bombina bombina (fire-bellied toad) is the source of this 4922-nucleotide messenger RNA. Its product is annotated as zinc finger protein 585A-like. The transcript has 2 exons. Gene Ontology annotation, cellular component: nucleus. The record is from RefSeq and is a predicted model, not a curated record. Bases 97 to 3138 code for a protein of 1013 amino acids. NCBI's taxonomy places the organism in Eukaryota, Metazoa, Chordata, Amphibia, Anura, Bombinatoridae. Gene Ontology annotation, molecular function: RNA polymerase II transcription regulatory region sequence-specific DNA binding; DNA-binding transcription factor activity, RNA polymerase II-specific. Gene Ontology annotation, biological process: regulation of transcription by RNA polymerase II.
CACGGCCAAAGCACUGAGAGAUAUCAGGUAUUGAUGUAACUGGAGUGAAUAAGGGAACCUUCUUCCUGAGCACAGACAUUGGAGCCUGUUAUCAGCAUGAACUCAUAUGUGUUAGACAAUCACUUGAAUAGUUCAUACCCAUCCUUCACUACAGGAAGCAUCAGAAUGAUACCACAAACUCCAAUAGUCUCAGACACUAAUGACUAUUCACAAACAUUGGGGAGCUCACAGCAGAUAUUUAAAGGAGAUGGAGAAUUGGCAGGAACUGGGCAGCAAUCAUGUACAGAGAGUAAUUUAGUCAUCAAACAAGAGGACAACAUUUAUGCCUUAUCUAGUGAAAUGAUUAUCCCAGAGGAUAAACCACACACAUUUACUGAGUUUUCAAAACAUUUAAAAGAAGGGGAAAGUCUUAAGUCUAGCCAAAUUAUUCAUACAAAUAAGAAACCAUUCAAACGUACAGAAUGUGAGAAAAGCUUCACAUGUAAUUUGCAUCUCCUUGAACACCACACAGUUGUGAAACCUCACACAUGUACAGAAUGUGGGAGAUGUUUCACAUCUAAAGGAAGCCUUAAGUGUCACAAAAAGACCCACACAGGGGAGAAAUCUUUCACAUGUACAGAGUGUGGAAAAUGUUUUACACAAAAGAGUGAACUGAAAACUCAUGAAAGAAUUCACGCAGGAGAAAAGCCUUUCACAUGUACAGAGUGUGGGAUAAGUUUUACACAAAAGAGUAAACUGAAAACUCAUGAAAUGAGUCACACAGGAGAAAAGCCUUUCACAUGUACAGAGUGUGGGAAAAGUUUUACAUUAAAGAGUCAUCUGAAUAUUCACGAAAGGAGUCACACAGGAGAAAAGCUGUUCACAUGUACAAAGUGUGGGAAAAGUUUUAAAGAAAAAAGUAGUCUGAAACAUCAUACAUGGAGUCACAUAGGAGAAAAGCCUUUCACAUGUACAGAGUGUGGAAAAUGUUUUACAUUAAAGAGUAAUCUGAAAAAGCAUGAAAGGAGUCACACAGGAGAAAAGCCUUUCACAUGUACAGAGUGUGGAAAAUGUUUUACACAAAAGAGUGAUCUGAAAAUCCAUGAAAGGAUUCACACAGGAGAAAAGCCUUUCACAUGUACAGAGUGUGGAAAAUGUUUUACACAAAAGAGUAGUUUGAAAAUUCAUGAAAGGAUUCACACAGGAGAAAAGCCUUUCACAUGUACAGAGUGUGGAAAAUGUUUUACAUUAAAGAGUAAUCUGAAAAAGCAUGAAAGGAGUCACACAGGAGAAAAGCCUUUCACAUGUACAGAGUGUGGAAAAUGUUUCACACAAAAGAGUGAUCUGAAAACUCAUGAAAGGAUUCACACAGGGGAAAAGCCUUUCACAUGUACAGAGUGUGGGGAAAGUUUUACAGUAAAGUGUCAUCUGAAAACUCAUGAAAGGAAUCACACAGGAGAAAAGCCUUUCACAUGUACAGAGUGUGGGAAAAGUUUUACAAUAAAGAGUCAUCUGAAUAUUCACGAAAGGAGUCACACAGGAGAAAAGCCUUUCACAUGUACAGAGUGUGGGAAAAGUUUUACAUACAUUAGUCAGAUGAAAACUCAUGAAAUGAUUCACACAGGAGAAAAGCCUUUCACAUGUACAGAGUGUGGAAAAAGUUUUACACAAAUAAAUAAUCUGAAAACUCAUGAAAGGAUUCACACAGGAGAAAAGCCUUUCACAUGUACAGAGUGUGGGAAAAGUUUUACACAAAAGAGUAAACUGAAAACUCAUGAAAUGAGUCACACAGGAGAAAAGCCUUUCACAUGUACAGAGUGUGGGAAAAGUUUUACAUUAAAGAGUCAUCUGAAUAUUCACGAAAGGAGUCACACAGGAGAAAAGCUGUUUACAUGUACAAAGUGUGGGAAAAGUUUUAAAGAAAAAAGUAGUCUGAAACAUCAUACAUGGAGUCACAUAGGAGAAAAGCCUUUCACAUGUACAGAGUGUGGAAAAUGUUUUACAAAAAAGAGUAGUCUGAAAAUUCAUGAAAGGAUUCACACAGGAGAAAAGCCUUUCACAUGUACAGAGUGUGGAAAAUGUUUUACAGAAAAGAGUUAUCUGAAUAUUCAUGAAAGGAUUCACACAGGAGAAAAGCCUUUCACAUGUGCAGAGUGUGAAAAAUGUUUUACAAAAAAGAGUUAUCUGAAUAUUCAUGAAAGGAUUCACACAGGAGAAAAGCCUUUCACAUGUACAGAGUGUGGAAAAUGUUUUACAUUAAAGAGUAAUCUGAAAAAGCAUGAAAGGAGUCACACAGGAGAAAAGCCUUUCACAUGUACAGAGUGUGGAAAAUGUUUCACACAAAAGAGUGAUCUGAAAACUCAUGAAAGGAUUCACACAGGGGAAAAGCCUUUCACAUGUACAGAGUGUGGGGAAAGUUUUACAGUAAAGUGUCAUCUGAAUAUUCACGAAAGGAGUCACACAGGAGAAAAGCUGUUCACAUGUACAGAGUGUGGGAAAAGUUUUACACAAAUAAAUAAUCUGAAAACUCAUGAAAGGAUUCACACAGGAGAAAAGCCUUUCACAUGUACAGAGUGUGGAAAAAAUUUUACACAAAUAAAUAAUCUGAAAACUCAUGAAAGGAUUCACACAGGAGAAAAGCCUUUCACAUGUACAGAGUGUGGGAAACGUUUUACUUGCAUUAGUGAGCUGAAAACUCAUGAAAGGAUUCACACAGGUGAAAAACCUUUCAAAUGUACAGAGUGUGGAAAAUGUUUUACAUUAAAGAGUAAUCUGAAAAAGCAUGAAAGGAGUCACACAGGAGAAAAGCCUUUCACAUGUACAGAGUGUGGAAAAUGUUUUACACAAAAGAGUAGUCUGAAAACUCAUGAAAGGAUUCACACAGGGGAAAAGCCUUUCACAGGUACAGAGUGCGGAAAAUGUUUUACAGAAAAGAGUUAUCUGAAUAUUCAUGAAAGGAGUCACACAGGAGAAAAGCCUUUCACAUGUACAGAGUGUGGAAAAUGUUUUACAUUAAAGAGUAAUCUGAAAAAGCAUGAAAGGAGUCACACAGGAGAAAAGCCUUUCACAUGUACAGAGUGUGGGAAAUGUUUUACACAUAAGAGUAAUCUGAAAAGUCAUGAAAGGAUUCACAAGGGAAGAAACCUUUCACAUGUUUAGAAAGUGGGAAAAAGGUUUUUAUUGAAAUCAGGUAUCACAAAACACCAAAUAUUUACACACAAACUUUAUUUACACAGUGUACAAACCUUUUUACAAUUAUCCUAAAGAGGACAAACUUUCUAAAUAGAAGCAAAGGAAAAUACACUAAGCGCAUACUCAAUAAUGACCUCUAGCUCUGAUAGUUGACACCUAGUUGUCAAUGGUAAUAUAGCAAGUAAUCAGAAAUAUAUCAAAGCGCCACCCAAAGGGAGGCUAGGUCUAAGUGGAACUAAAUUUGGAGUGCCACAUGCAACGGAAGUGAAUUAGAAUGACAAUUUAUUAACAAAAUAAAAACAGUACAUAUACACAUACAUCAUGGAUCCAUGAGAUUAACAAUACUAAUAAAAUGACUUGAUUACACGUGUUGGUAAAACAAUGGUAUAAGUUGGAACAACCCUGAUGAGUAAGGUUAUACUCAACAGGUGAGCAAACAAGUACAACGAGAUAAGUAGCACAGUUUAAACUCAUAUAAUCAACUCAGAAGAGAUGUUCAUGAACAAAGGUGAAAAAGAAAAACAAAGUGGAAUCUUAUGUGUCAAAUUGAUAAUGUAUAUAAUUGGUUGGGUUGGUGUACAAAUGGUAUAGAUGACUCCAAAAGAUGGUAAAAAAUGAAGCUCACAGCGUGGCUUUAACUAUGUGCUUAAUUUUUCUCACAAUGAAAUUUCAACUAUGUGCUUUAUUAAUACAAAUAGUGCUUUUAAAUAGCUAACGUGUAAGCAGAGGCCAGUGGACUGUGUGCUAUGACAGAGUAGAUAAACAAUUCAGUGUUCAAAGUGCAUGUGUCAAAGAAAAAAUCCAAAUAAAUAAAUAAAAAAGCAAAAGCAAUAACAAAUAGCGGUGGGUUAAAUUAGUGAAGCAACUAUCAUAUUCAAUGCUGUAAAAUCACUACUGAAAAGUAAAAUCAAAAUUCAAAUAGACAAUUGGUUGUGACAAAAUAAACAAUGUUGGUAUUAAAAAUCUUGAAUUACAGCAAACAGAUUUGUGUCUUUAAAAAGCUUGAAUUUCAGCAAACAAGAUUGUGCCUUUAAAAAGGGGAAGUGUAUAAACUUGAAGUGUCCCAAACGUAAAUAUAGUAAGCAAUAAUCCAAGGGUGGAUAUGAGAUGUUAUGUGAAGCUAGGUCUUAAAGAUCCCAGCAUCGAAGCUGUGUAUCUGUGACAGCUCCUGAGUUCAGUGUAGGACGUGUAGGAUUUUCAGUCUAAUUCACUUCCGUUGCAUGUGGCACUCCAAAUUUAUUUCCACUUAGACCUAGCCUCCCUUUGGGUGGCGCUUUGAUGUAUUUCUGAUUACUUUCUAAAUAGAAGCAUCAUAAAGGAUCCUAUUGUAAAUAACACUUUCUAAUCCCAGUUAUAAAAGCCCCAGAUUGGAAGUGCUCUCCUGCUGCCCUUUGUGCCUCUAUAUAUGUGCACCUCAGUUUCUCUCAUAUCAAUGUGAUAGAAUCCAAACACCACACAGGAAUAUACAGAUCUGUCCUCCAGUUUACACAACCAUUCACCACCAAAGCACCCCCAGUGUUGUUUAUUAAUAUGCCAGUGUUAGCAGUUGUACGUUUGUUUUACAUAGGGGAGGAAAUAAUUAUAUUUACAGAAUAAAGGAGUCUUUAUAUGAAUAGAGGAAAUAAUUACAUUUACAGAAUAAAGGAGUCUUUAUACGAAUAGAGGAAAUAAUUACAUUUACAGAAUAAAGGAGUCUUUAUAUGAAUAGAGGAAAUAAUUACAUUUACAGAAUAAAGGAGUCUUUAUAUGAA